ACAUGGAAGCCUACACGCGCAUAUCUAAACUGUAAAAGCACUAACUGUACCCGGAGAAUUGCUUUUGUUUGCGGCGUGUUUAGAUAUGAGGUAUUUGGUCCGAGUGGGGCAUUCGUUUGCCCGCCUUCAUGUGCGUUCAUGUCACCACAGUGUUUACAGCAGCCAUUGUAAUCCACGAAGAGUGGGAGUGGACCUUGGAGAGACGAAACUUGAGAUCUCCUCAGGGAGGUUUGCUAGAUUUGCUGAUGGAUCUGCUGUAGUACAGCUGGGAGAGACCUCUGUGAUGGUGACUGCUGUGAGCAAAACCAAACCUUCUCCAGCUCAGUUCAUGCCUCUUCUGGUGGACUACAGACAGAAAGCGGCUGCCGCAGGUCGAAUCCCCACUAAUUAUCUGAGGCGAGAGCUGGGCACCAGUGACAACGAGAUCCUCACCAGCAGACUCAUAGACAGAUCAAUUAGACCACUGUUCCCUCCUGGUUACUUUUAUGAUACUCAGAUCCUUUGUAACCUGCUGGCAGUUGAUGGUGUCAAUGAUCCAGAUGUGCUUGCUAUUAAUGCAGCUUCUGCUGCUCUCGCCCUGUCUGACAUCCCCUGGCAUGGACCCAUAGGUGCUGUGCGUGUGGGCUUGGUUGAUGGAGAGAUGGUGAUCAACCCCACUAGGGCAGAGAUGACUUCCAGCAGUCUUAACAUGAUUGUGGCAGGAGCCCCCAGCAGUCAAGUUGUGAUGAUUGAGGCGUCGGCUGAGAACGUGCUGCAGCAGGACUUCUGCCAUGCGGUGAAGGUGGGAGUCAAGCACACCCAGCAGAUCAUACAGGCCAUCCAGCAGCUGGCGCGAGAACAGAAAGUCACCAAGCGCAACCCGGUCAAGGUCUUCACAGUCCCGACUGACAUGGUGGAACAUGUUCGGCAAUUAGCUUCUGAAAGGAUCUAUGCUGUUUUCACUGAUUACACUCACGAUAAGAUUUCAAGAGAUGAGGCUAUCAACAAAGUUCGACUAGAAACUGAAGAGAACCUGAAAGAAAAAUUCCCUCAGGCUGACUCCUUUGAAGUCAUAGAAUCCUUCAAUUCUGUAUGCAAAGAAAUCUUCCGCAAUCUAGUGCUUAACGAGUACAGGAGAUGUGAUGGGAGGGAGUUGACUGCUCUGAGGAACAUUUCCUGCGAUGCCGACCUCUUUAAACCGCUGCAUGGCUCAGCUCUGUUCCAGAGAGGACAAACACAGGUGCUGAGCAGCGUCACAUUUGAUUCCCUGGAAUCCAGUGUGAAAGCAGAUACUAUCACUACAGCUUUGAGUGGCAUCAAAGACAAAAACUUCAUGCUUCAUUAUGAAUUCCCUCCGUAUGCAACCAAUGAGACGGGAAAGAUGGGAGGCAUCAACAGGAGAGAGCUUGGACACGGGGCCCUGGCUGAGAAAGCUCUGAGACCAGUCAUUCCUAAAGACUUCCCUUUCACCAUCAGGGUCACUGCGGAGGUGCUUGAGUCAAACGGAUCAUCCUCGAUGGCUUCAGCGUGUGCAGGCAGCCUUGCUCUAAUGGAUGCAGGCGUGCCCAUCUCUGCGGCGGUGGCAGGCGUAGCAGUCGGCCUCAUCUCCAAGGCCAACCCAGAGAAACCGGCUGAGAUCCAAGACUACAGAUUACUAACUGAUAUUCUGGGAAUAGAGGAUUACCUUGGGGACAUGGACUUCAAAUUAGCAGGAACAAGCAAGGGCAUCACUGCUUUGCAGGCUGAUGUGAAGAUCCCAGGUUUGCCUCUGAGGGUGGUCAUGGAGGCUGUCCAACAGGCCACCGUGGCAAAGAGGGAAAUCUUGGGCAUCAUGAACAAAUGUAUGGCAAAACCCAGAGCGACUAGGAAGGAGAAUGGCCCCGUCAUUGAAAAUGUGCGGGUGCCUAUUUCCAAACGAGCCCGCUUCGUUGGUCCAGGAGGCUAUAACCUUCGCAGGCUACAAGCUCAAACGGGUGUGACGAUAAGUCAGGUGGACGAGGAGACUUUCUCUGUGUUCGCUCCAACACCAGGAGCCAUGAACGAAGCCCAAGAGUUCAUCAGUGACAUCUGCAAGGAUGAUCAAGAACAGCAGCUGGAGUUUGGUGCUAUCUACACUGCCACCAUCACUGAGAUACGGGACAUUGGUGUGAUGGUGAAACUUUAUCCCAACAUGAGUGCUGUCCUGCUGCACAACUCACAACUGGACCACAAACGGAUCAAACAUCCGAGUGCUUUAGGAUUAGAGGUGGGACAGCAGAUACAGGUCAAGUAUUUUGGACGAGACCCAACAGACGGCAGAAUGAGACUUUCCCGGAAGGUGCUGCAGUCUCCUGCCGCAACCGUCGUCAAGACUCUAAGUGACAAACAGAGCAUCUCCAUGGGUUCAAGCAACAGCCACGCGAACAGCACCGAUUUGUGACACACCAACACGACGGGAUAACGCGGAUUUAGACUGUUUAGAUUUUGCCACAAAAUAUUCCUGCUGAAAAAUCUACAAAACCAAGAGCAUCAGAUGUCAUCAGAUGGGCCAGUGCUGCACAUAAAGAGGUUUCCCCCUGCUGCUGUGGGCAUAGACAUGAUUAAACUGCACUGGAGUGAACAGCAAGUGCAGUGUCCUGCUGUCAUUGUGCUUCAGUGGAUGUGCACAAACUGAGGAGAGCACCUAAAAUAAUGAGCAGGAGACGAACGUUUUCAAAAAUGACACAUCUGUUGUAUUUUUAAGUGUCCUCUUAUAUGAUAUAAUGUUUUCACGUUUGCCAACUCAGUUAGCAUUGACAGCAUCAAGCAGUAAGAGGGUUUUCUUUCAGUUUCCCCCAACACAGUCAUCGAAGACACAGUGAAGUGUAACAAUUGUUUUAAUUCAUGUGUGUGAUAGCACUGACUCUUGUGGUAUCGACUUCCAUGUUUGGUGUCCAGCAUGGCAGCAUGUCCUCACUGUUGCCAGGAUAUGGAUCAAAGAUAUGGAAAAAGAAGGCAAAGUGGGAACAUAUUUUUGUAAUAUUUCCCUUUAUGUUGUGUUGCAUUUACAGUAUAUGUGAGCCGUUGUAAAUAAAACUAUCACUGGUU
Chelmon rostratus (copperband butterflyfish) is the source of this 3045-nucleotide messenger RNA. RefSeq names its product polyribonucleotide nucleotidyltransferase 1, mitochondrial. Gene Ontology annotation, molecular function: 3'-5'-RNA exonuclease activity; RNA binding; polyribonucleotide nucleotidyltransferase activity. The record is from RefSeq and is a predicted model, not a curated record. Gene Ontology annotation, cellular component: cytosol; mitochondrion. The coding region runs from base 86 to 2398 and encodes 770 amino acids. NCBI's taxonomy places the organism in Eukaryota, Metazoa, Chordata, Actinopteri, Chaetodontiformes, Chaetodontidae. The transcript has 28 exons. Gene Ontology annotation, biological process: mitochondrial RNA 3'-end processing; mitochondrial mRNA catabolic process.